UCUCCACUUGAAAGAUCAGUCAUCAUGCUUCCUCUCUGGAUCUUCAGCGCACUUCUCCUGAGCUUGGUUCUUGGGAAUCCUCUCUAUAAUAACACACAGAACAGAACACGCUUGGAUAACAACAGCAGCUUUAAUUCGUCCAGCGCUCCCUUACAGGAUAGGAACCUCAAUGUUCUAUUCCAUCCUCUAAGUGGCUGUAUGCUUUCCACAUGCCAUAUGCAUGAACUGGAUAGUCGCCUGCAGCAAGGCAAUGAAAACGCUGGCGAUCAAACUCAUGACCCCUACGGUCCCGGCAAGAAAUGAGAGUCUGAAGCGAGGAUCCUGAGAAAUCACCCGCAACACUGAUGUCCUCGUUCCUAAAAUAAAGCUCUAAUCAUGAAACUUUGCAUAUGAUAUAAAGCAUAAUUAGUUCCUCAGUCAAUGAUGUCAUCAGUCAAUGAUGUUAUUCUUUAUUUAAUUGUUGUAUAUAAUAUUGAUGAUUUCUUUUUUUUUUGGUUCUUAAACAAGACUGUGAAAGAUGCAAUGUAAUGCAAACAAAAGCUCUGUUUUUAGAGUAACACAAGCCAAUAGAUAAAAUACAGAAUCGGAAGUGGUGAAAUGUUACUGCGUCUGAGUGAAUGUAUGUCUGGAUUUGUAGCCAAUCAGUUUUUAAGUCGUCUUUAGGAAUCUUCUGUCCUGGAUGAUAUCAAACUGGAAGAAUGUACAGUAUCUCCAGCUGUAUUUUGUAUAUGCAGUGAUUUUGCUUCUGUUAUUCUCUAUUUAAAUAAAGUAUUUAUGUGGUGAUUA
Messenger RNA from Silurus meridionalis, 786 nucleotides. RefSeq lists its product as uncharacterized. The record is from RefSeq and is a predicted model, not a curated record. The coding region runs from base 25 to 303 and encodes 92 amino acids. Lineage: Eukaryota; Metazoa; Chordata; Actinopteri; Siluriformes; Siluridae. The transcript is spliced from 3 exons.